This is a messenger RNA of Canariomyces notabilis, 1229 nucleotides long. RefSeq names its product putative pre-mRNA splicing protein. The record is from RefSeq and is a predicted model, not a curated record. Gene Ontology annotation, biological process: mRNA 3'-splice site recognition; generation of catalytic spliceosome for second transesterification step. NCBI's taxonomy places the organism in Eukaryota, Fungi, Ascomycota, Sordariomycetes, Sordariales, Chaetomiaceae. The coding region runs from base 124 to 864 and encodes 246 amino acids. The transcript has 2 exons. Gene Ontology annotation, cellular component: catalytic step 2 spliceosome; post-mRNA release spliceosomal complex; post-spliceosomal complex.
CUUGUGAAUUGGAUAUGCGACUCCCCACAGCCCAACUUAACCUCCAACCUCCUCGCGCCUCCUCUAGGCCUUGGCCCAUAGCAAUACAUUUCAGUACAUAUCUAAGCCCGGCAGUCAGACAGCAUGGCGCGCAACUCAGAGAAAGCGCAGUCGAUGCUCUUCCGCUUCCGCGAAGCGCAGGCCGCGGACUUGGGCAUCAUUGACGCGGGGCGGAGCCGACGGCCGCGGGCUAUUACGGAGCAAGACUCGAUCCCGGCGUGCGAGAAGUGGAGGGGCCAGGUGCUUAAGGAGAUCUCGCGCAAAGUGUCGCGAAUCCAGGACCCGGCGCUCUCCGACUACCAGAUCCGCGACCUCAACGACGAGAUCAACAAGCUGAUGCGCGAGAAGCACAUGUGGGAGGUGCAGAUCCGCAACUUGGGGGGGCCCAACUACAUGCGCGCCGGCGCAAAAGUCUACGACGAGGCCGGCCGCGAGAUUCAAGGCGGCGGGAAAGGGUACCGAUACUUUGGUCGCGCCCGCGAGCUCCCAGGAGUCAAGGAGCUUUUUGAGGCCGCCGCUAAAGCUAGACACGAGGCAGACGAGAAGCCCCUUGAGGAGAGGGCCGACCUGCGCAAGGCGGUUAAUGCGGCUUACUACGGAUACGCGCCCGGGGAGGAGGAUGAGGCGUUGUUGGAGUACGAGAGGCAGAGGGAGAAGAUGGCUUUUGAGGCGCUUGUCAAGGUCGGGCCGGAUGCCGCGCCGCCUGGGUGGGAGCCGUUGCCUGGCGACGUUGGGGACGGGAGGGUUUGGGAACUCCCUACUUUAGACGAGGUCCAGCAGGAAUUGAUUGAUAGGAGGAGGCAGAGGCUCCUUGACCAAUUAUGAUGGGGAGGAAGGUGCUAACAUAGCAUCGCCAAGAGGGACUGCAAGCAUGGGGACGGGAUGAAGGAAAUUUUCGUUCUGUAGCAAGUAUAUGCAUCGACUUGGCGGCGUUCAAAGGCGCGAGGAGUAACGGCUGGAUACGUCUUGCUUCCAAGUUGGACGGGUACGGGGAUUGAUGUAUUUCGCUGGCAUUAUGGGCAGGUACGGAAGGAGGCAUAAAAUAAGAAGUUCCCAUAUAUAUCAUCGUCCGCACCUUCGUUCGUUUUGUGGGCUCCCGCUGGUAUCGUGGCAAAUGCUUGGGAGCAAGGUUUUGGUCUAGAUUACUCACCCCAGCUUGAGAGGCAUGAGGAUUGGAUGAUGGAUGAAUG